AUGAAAUCCAUCAUCAAGCGUAUCAAGCGACGCGCCUCCCCAACUACUGCUUCCGCACUGCUGGUUCCUCCGGUAACAACGCAGACUCAACAUCUGCCUAAGCAUAUCAGGGCCUCCAGUCACGAGCAAAGCGUCCGAACAAGGGAGACCUUUGUCACUCCAUCUAACAACUCGUCUUCUCAACUGUCACCAGACUUGGCCGUACCUAACAACUCGAGAAUCGGACAAUCAACUUCGCAAGAUUAUAAGAGCCCAGAAAGUGCGACUCAAGUUAAUCCAUCACACCACAUUCCGGAAAACAUGGAGAGUUUUAUAUCUAUCACAGACUCGUCAGCCUCAGGUGAACGCAGCUACACCACUCGCGUAUCUGCAAACUCCGAAGAGAGACUUUCUAGUCACUUACCACAGGGCGAGGAAGCGCAGCUGGAGAGCGCGAAGAAUGAUGGGCUUCGCAGUCCCUCAGUCAACGCACCCUCUAUUCGCACUUUCGGGGACCAUGCCCAUCGUCAAACUCAAUCAAACUUUGUCCACGUCGUACCGGAUGAUUCGGAAAGAGAUUCAACAACAACUUAUUACGAAGAGAAGCACACACUGAAGCCGGUAACGCGCGAGACGAUUCACAAACACGUCGUGGAGGAAGUGCAAAAGGUGAAACUCCAUGAGCGACACCUUACAUACGUUCAGCACCACGUGCAACCCAUCAUAAAUCCUAGUCAUGAAAUUGAGUUUCAAGAUUAUCGGAUAGAGUUACCAGACCAGCCCGGCCCACAAAUCGACAGGAUUAACGUUGAGAAAAAGUUAAAACUCGACACGAUAAUCGAUGAUCUCAUUCGCAACAAUAAGAAAAGGUACGAAAGAGAUGGCCACCAAAAGGUUACCAAUUCGCAAUCGAUCGAGCUGCCCGACGUUGAACAUCAAGCCAUGGUUGUUCACAAUUACCAUAUCAUACAACCGGUUAUUUUGAACCCUGAACGCGUUCCUGAAGAAACCGUACAUCUCAAAUUGAAUAAACAGACUGUUGUUUCCUCUGCUACGGAGGCCAAAAGCACAACUCUCGAAGAUACUUAUCCACAGUCCCCAUGGCAUAAUCCAUGA
Messenger RNA from Puccinia graminis f. sp. tritici CRL 75-36-700-3, 1095 nucleotides. RefSeq lists its product as uncharacterized. The record is from RefSeq and is a predicted model, not a curated record. Bases 1 to 1095 code for a protein of 364 amino acids. The transcript has 6 exons. Lineage: Eukaryota; Fungi; Basidiomycota; Pucciniomycetes; Pucciniales; Pucciniaceae.